AUGUGGGUAGGGGGGGGUGGGCUAGACAUUCAGCCUAGCUCUUCGUCAGACGAAGCGCAGCACGGCACGACCCCGAACGCCUCCGGCCGCGAGGGGGGGCUGAAGCCUACGUUGGCCGACAGACCGGCAGACGCUUUCGACUGCGAGUUAGACGUCGUUCUGAAAAGGUCUGCGGCUUCGAGUGGGCUCAACGACUCCGAGAUCGAAGAGGCGAGGGUGGCGGCAAGGGAUGCCGUCAGAGAGGCGUUGCGGAAACCCGGGGGUCUCCCUCCGCGUUCCGUCGAUGGGGUCUUGUCGGCAUCCUGCAACCUGCAGGUGAAAGGCUUGCCCCUUUACCACGACAAGGGGCAAACGUGCUGCAAGGCGGCCCAUAAACGACCGGCACAGCAGCAGGCUCAUUCCAAAGACAACGGGCCACAAGGGAGGCGUGGGCUGGAGGCGGAGGAAGGGGAGGGAGUUGAACCCCUGCCUGGGGUGCUGAGAACGACGCAGAGAGCGGAGGCGGCCGGGGGGGACGAGGUGGCGUGCUUGCCAAGCUUCAUUAUCGCGGGAACGCAGAAGAGCGGUACUACGGCGCUCACGGGCAUACUGGAGAAGCACCCGCAGGUUAUGAUGGCGGAACGGAAGGAGCUCCAUUUCUUCGACCACAAGAAUCCGAACCAGCUCAACGCGGCAUCGUACGCGUUCAACUUUCCAAGUUUUAAUGCCUCCCAGGCGGCGGAACACCGAGCGCCGUUCGUGGUGGGGGAGGCGACGCCGUUCUACCUUGCCAGCCGAAAGGCCUGCAUGAACAUGAGAAAACUGGUCCCGGACGUCCGGCUGUUGGUUCUCGUGAGGGAUCCUGUUAAGCGGGCCUACAGCGAGCACCAGAUGAAGGUGCGGCGGGUGGAAGAACAAGGGGAGAUGUUGGAGCUCUUGCCCCUCCACGCGAACAAAAUCUACGACUGCGCCGUGAAGCUCUUUCCCUCCUUGGACGGCGAGGACAUCUCCGAAAGCGAGAGGUCGCUCUUGAGCCAGCCCCAGGAUUUGAGCCCCGCCAUGGGCGAGUGCGCGGGAGAGAUCGGGCUGCACGGGAAGUGGAUGGACGUCAUGAUCCCCUUCGUCCGCAAGGUGAGGGGCAAGUUGCCCAGGAGAGUGAAAUCGAGUGACAAGCCUGUGGACACCAAGUACGCUUUGGAGGUGUUUCGCGAGGACAUGAGCCGGUGCUUCCCGCUGAAGACAGUGGUCGACGAGCUGCAGACGCUUCACCCGGACGGUGCUUGGAGGCAGGGGUGGGCCCGAACCCCCGCUAUGGGUUUGAGCGACAAGCGUGAUGCAGCGGAGAGAUUUGCGAAGCCCUUGCGUCCCAAGUUCGGCGGUGUCGGCGGCGCCCCGGGCAAGCCGCGACGGGUCCCCGGGAAGCUAGGGUUGCAGCAUCGAGGCCUACACCAGUACUACGAGGAGCGAGGGUGGACGGCGGAUGACCUCUUUGCUCAAGACCACGACGGCGUCACGGAGUUCUACUGGAACUCCACCUCGGGACUUUCUGCCGCCGCCGCUGCCGAUGGUGAAUACUUCGGUUUGUACGGCCCGGCAGACUUGGGGUGGGGGGGUGAAGGCUGGGCAGCAGCGGAGGACGGCUUGGUCGGGGACCACGCCGAGGAGCGAAGACGAGGUGGAGAUGACGUGUACGGAGCGGACGCGCUGACAGAAGAGGAGGGGGAGGUAGGGGCGUAUUUUGAGGAGCGAGGGGUGUGGGACAGCGAUGCGGCGGCGGUGGAGCACUGGGGAAGACGGUUAUCGCCCAAGCACGGGGUACUGCCCGACGUGCCGUGGCCCGAAGUGUGGGGUUCUUGGGGGGAGGCCGGCGAGAGGACCUUCGAUGUGACCUGCUACCAGCGCAUGGAGAGGGUUGUGGCUGUCGAGACCGUGAUGAAGGCGGAGAUAAGGAAGCUCAAGCACUGCUUCAACAAGGCGUUGAGCGAUCUCGGGGGGCUAAGCGGCCUCGAUGAGGCAGACCCAGCUGCUGCGGCGGAGGCGUUAGACAGUGAAUUAUCCAAGUGCUUCGACGUGACGCCGGGCAUUUCGGACCAGUACAUCUAUAGGAGUUUGUACGGGAUCCAGGCGUACCACUGUUUGAAGUACAUACCGCGAAAUCAGGUGAUGUUCAUCGAGAGCGAUGAUCUUCGAGACAAGCCCGAGGAGGUUCUGCCGAGGGUACACGAACACAUCGGAGUCCCGGACUUCCAGUACCCCUCUCUGGGGCAAGAUGCCAUCAUGGCGGAGCUUGAGAAGAAGUACCCCGACUUCGAGAAGCGAACAGGCUGGAGGCUUGACAGCGCGUACAAGGAGGAGAUCCCGGAAGCCCUGGCUACGGAGAUCCGAAAUUUUGUUGCGUCGGAUAUGAAGAUGUUCGCGCGGCUGACGGGGCAAAGCUUCAGGGACUGGGCCAUAGACGACAGAAAUAAACAGGAGGCGAUGGUGGGCGGGAACGCACGGCCGGACGAGCUGUUCGAAGAAGAGUUCGUCAAGGCGGCGAGCCGUAUGGCCGAGGCGAAGAAAGCUUCCGGUAGGGGCACCAGCGGCGGCGACAGAAAUGCGCGAAAAAUGGCGGCAGCAGCCGACCCUUCACCAGCAAAUAGCGAACCAAGGUCCAACACCGAGGGAGACGCGAGUGCCGCUGAUGGUCCCCAAUGGAAUCCGCUUGCUGGCGAAGGUUUGGGGUCGCCGAGUUCGGAUUUCGACCAUGAAGUUUAGGGGACUACUUUGGUGUCUUGUGAUGCUGCACCGAUUAUUGCUCGUGAUUCUCCCCCGAUUCGCGGCGUCGCUUGUGGAAGGCGACUAGGAGAAAGUGAGCGAACCGGUUCGUCGCGUAGCGUAGGAGGUCAAGAGGGCCCACGGAUUUAUUUUUGGGGAAGCACAACGCCAAGCUGCAUUGAGGACCAAAUGGGGCGGGGGUCCAUCGUAUGGAAUUUGGUGUGGUUUUCCAUGUAAAGCCCACAUAAUGGUUAUUGCAUACCUGGAAGGAUUUAAUAUGGUUUAAAUACUGGUACCAAGGCCAAUACAGUACUUAUGAAAUACGUCGUUUUUGCUGUAACCGCGUUAAAUCCUAUUCAACGGGCCUCUUGACCAAACUGGACUGAAGCGCGGAAAAAGUUAUCGGGGGGAGGGGGUGGGGGGGGGGAUAGCGGUGCCUUCAAUAUGUAAAUCCGUUGGUCCUCUUUUCUUUUACGAGCGCACCGGGAUUCCAUCCACUCCCCACACCUUUGUGAAUUGGCCGCAAAAUACGGGUGUUACUUUUGCAAUGUAUUGUGUGCUGAGUGUCGGACGCGUCAAGCGUUCAGUUGUGCUGGUGCUGUUGCUGGUGCUGUUGUGGUGUUGAGCGGCACUUUUUUGACGCCCAAACACCUGUCGACUGUCGACUACCGUAAGUGUGCGUGUUGUUGCACCCCCGUGUUGAUGUUUUUCUACACCGUAUUUGUCCACAACCAGGGAGGUGUUACCUCCGAAACGGGUGGUUUUGGAAGCAUCUCGUCGAGGGCGGUAUCAGUUGGUGUUCGCACCAUCCUAGUUGUGGAGAAAUACGCUAUAGAAAAACGCCAUCACGGGGGUGCGAAAACACGCACAAAUUCGCUGUAUUAUUGGCGGCGGUGCUGAAAUAUGGUGAUAUCGAACAAAAAAUCCUCGUCCAGUUGUUGUUGUCUCUUCUGCAGGCUUAGAUUUCGCUGUAGUUUGCAUGAGAGUCUGUCUACCAUUGUCUGCCCGGUGGCAACUUAGCAUGUCAAAGUUGCGGCUCCUGAAAACGAAAUAUUGUAAACCUCCUUCAGGCUUAUGUUGUACGUCUUACGGGCUUCGUCCCGUCCUGUUUCAAGCCUGUUCGCAAUGGUGUGUUGUUUGUUGCUCCCUCCGGUAGAUUUCGAUGAGAAGAAGUGACAUGCAUAACUUUGGUGAUCCUUGGCGAGAUGCUUGAUGUUGGUAGUGUCCUACUGUAGGCCUUCUGGGAUGGGUUUCCUUGCGUGGGUCUUGCACUGUUCUCCGAAAUCUAUCAGCGUUUUGCCCAGUAUGUAUGCGCCUUUGAGGUAGGGGUCGUUAUUGAACUACUUCUACUGCUGUAGGAGUUGCCAGGGUCUUGACCAGGGGUCCGGUAUAAGGGACUAUCUAAAGUACGGAAAAAGCAGGCAACGGUGGUAGAUACGUGUGUGGCACGUUGUGGGCGGAAUAAUUUGCUGGCUUCCAGCAGUGUCACAAAUAGCCAGCGUGUUCAUGCUACAUUCUUCCAUCCCCUUUUUUUGCAGCGUAGACGUUUGUGAAGUGUCAUUCAACACAUGGGAAAAAAGGACUGCAAGGUUCGACCAGUACAUAUUCAACCAAAGCUUGGGGGAUAUGAGAUCAGAGAAGUAAAGCGUCCCGUUGCUAUUUUCACGGUCCGCUGAGCAAGGAGAGGGGCGAAGGGUGACUCGGGGUGCCGAAGGCGUCGGGUGUUAGCUUUGCCAGAGAAGCAGCGGUUUUGUCCUCAAACGCGGCACCUGUGUACUGAUUCUGUGCUCCCAACUCUCAUCUCACGUUUGCUUGCGGAUCGCGAAAGCCUGUUCACUGAUGUUGAGGCCAUCGGUUUGGGCCACACGUUCGCCAAGUCGCGUCAGAGGUGCAAUCCUCCUCUGCACAGGGAGGAAAUGCCGUUCGGUACAGCAGUGAACGUCCGCACCAAGAACGUUUUUGGCCGGAGGCCCGUGUCUCUUUCUUUGUGGGGUAUCGCAGCAUCGGCCCUGUAGGUUUUUUGUUAAGGAACUUUAGCU
Ectocarpus sp. CCAP 1310/34 is the source of this 4775-nucleotide messenger RNA. The record is from the annotation of a GenBank genome assembly. Lineage: Eukaryota; Phaeophyceae; Ectocarpales; Ectocarpaceae.